UGACAGCCAAUUAGAAUGUGGCAAGUCAGUGUAUUAGCCUGAUUUCCGAAGUCUUUAGCUAGAAUCCACAAGCCAAAGAUCAGUUUGUAACCCCACUUCAGGAUUCGAAACAUAUCUACAGAGAUUUCUAUUAAUACACGAUUUGGUGACUUUCAUCAGCUAACGUUACUAGUUAAAAAGGAGAAGUCUCACUCGUUGCACGGGUAGCAUUCCAUUGGAAAAGCGGACAAUGAGAAAGAUAGCGCUGCUACUGAUUGUGGGACUUGGCGUUGUCCACUUUGCCACUGUCAUCCGAUGUGAAGCUGAUGAUGUAGCGGAAGAAGUCGUCGAGGAGGAGGAGGAGGGUGGUGAUGAUAAUGAUGAAGAGGAUAAAGAUGACGUAACAGAGGUGAAGGAUGAGAACGGAGUGUUGGUCUUGAACGACGACAACUUCGACAUGUUCAUGGAAGGGAAGGACACCGUGCUGGUUGAGUUCUAUGCACCAUGGUGUGGCCACUGUAAGCAGUUUGCUUCAGAGUAUGAGAAGAUUGCCCUGACUCUGAAGGAGAAUGACCCCCCUAUCCCUGUGGCCAAGGUGGACGCCACCAAGUCCAGCUCCUUAGGGAGCAGGUUCGAGGUGUCUGGAUAUCCCACCUUCAAGAUCAUGAAGAAGGGGGAGCCUGUGGAGUAUGAUGGCGCCAGGAAUGAGCAGGACAUUGUGGCUCGAGUGAUGGAAGUGGCCCAGCCGGACUGGAAGCCUCCUCCAGAGGCCACCCUGGUGCUGACCAAGGACAACUUUGACGAGGUGGUCAACAGCGCUGACAUCAUCCUGGUGGAGUUCUAUGCCCCAUGGUGUGGCCACUGUAAGCAGCUGGCUCCAGAGUAUGAGAAGGCAGCCAAGGCCCUGAGCCAGCGCUCUCCUCCCAUCUCCCUGGCCAAGGUAGACGCCACCCAGGAGAAUGACAUCGCCAACCGCUUCGGAGUGUCUGGGUACCCCACCCUCAAGAUCUUCAGGAAGGGGAAGGCCUUCGACUACAACGGACCCAGAGAGAAGAUUGGUAUCGUUGACUAUAUGAGUGAGCAGGCGGGGCCACCCUCCAAGCAGGUGCAGACGGUGAAACAGGUGCAGGAGUUAAUCAAAGAUGGUGAUGAUGCUGUCAUAGUGGGCGUGUUCUCCUCAGAGCAGGAUAUGACCUAUGACCUCUACCUAGAGGCCUGUAACAUUCUUAGAGAGGACUUCAAGUUCCUCCACACCUUCAGUUCAGACGUGGCCAAGCUCCUCAAGGCCUCCCCAAGCCAGGUCGUCAUGGUGCAUCCUGAGAAGUUCAGGUCCAAAUACGAGACAGACUCCUAUACACUCACCAUCAAAGACUCCACAGAGGUGUCGGAGGUGCAGGACUUCUUUAAGAAACACAUCCUGCCACUGGUGGGUCACAGGAAACAAAGCAAUGACGCUAAACGUUACACCAAGAGACCACUGGUUGUCGUUUACUACGGAGUGGACUUCAGCUUUGACUACAGGAAAGCGACCCAGUUCUGGAGGAGCAAGGUUUUGGAGGUGGCCAAGGAUUUCCCAGAAUACACCUUUGCCAUCGCUGACGAGGAGGACUACUCAGAUGAGUUGAAGAGCUUGGGGCUCAGUGACAGCGGGGAGGAAGUCAACGUGGGUAUCCUGGGAGAUGGCGGCAAGAAGUUUGCCAUGGAGCCUGAUGAGUUUGACUCUGAGGUGCUGAGGGACUUCAUCAUGGCCUUCAAGAAGGGCAAACUGAAGCCCAUCGUCAAAUCUCAGCCAGUGCCCAAGAACAACCAAGGCCCCGUGACGGUAGUGGUUGGGAAAACCUUUGACGACAUCGUGAUGGAUACCAAGAAAGACGUUUUGAUAGAGUUCUACGCCCCGUGGUGUGGCCACUGUAAGAAGCUGGAACCUGACUACACAGCCCUGGGGAAGAAAUACAAGAGUGAGAAGAACCUGGUCAUUGCCAAAAUGGACGCCACUGCCAACGAUGUGCCUCACGACAGCUACAAAACGGAGGGCUUCCCCACUAUCUACUUUGCGCCUAGCAACAGCAAGCAGAGCCCAAUCAAAUUUGAGGGCGGAGACAGAACCAUAGAAGGAUUUAGUAAGUUCUUGGAACAGCACGCCACAAAGUUAUCACAGAGCAAAGAUGAACUUUGAGAAUCGCUCUUGAGUACCUAAACUCGCAACUGUGCAGAGUCUGCAGUCCCAGAUGCCCUGGGGGAGCUGAGGGCAGAGGCUGUCAAACUCAAAUGAACCCCUCCUACACCCUAGCCACUUAUGCAUAGACCUUAGAGGGUUGGAUCAGAGAGCAAGAUGGAGCUACCACCGUAUUGCUUAGAUGUAUUCAACCCUCUGAUCUCUAGGGCCUAGUGUUUAGGACCUAGGGGAAGUGCCUGGUGGUUAGGGCCUAGGAGUUAGUGUCCCCAAAGAGGGCUAUUAGUGAGUUGCUGUGAUCCACAGAUUCAGCUUUUGUUUUUUUCCAUGUCCAAAAGCAUGUAAGCACUGUGUUCCAGAUUUCUAAGUCUUUCUAAAUAAAAUGUUGUGAAAACUGA
Molecule: messenger RNA, 2550 nt
Organism: Oncorhynchus kisutch (coho salmon)
Lineage: Eukaryota; Metazoa; Chordata; Actinopteri; Salmoniformes; Salmonidae
Product: protein disulfide-isomerase A4
Exons: 10
Coding region: 230-2155 (641 amino acids)
Biological process (GO): protein folding; response to endoplasmic reticulum stress
Cellular component (GO): cell surface; endoplasmic reticulum lumen; endoplasmic reticulum
Molecular function (GO): protein disulfide isomerase activity
Source: RefSeq, a predicted model, not a curated record